Westerdykella ornata is the source of this 340-nucleotide messenger RNA. RefSeq lists its product as uncharacterized. NCBI's taxonomy places the organism in Eukaryota, Fungi, Ascomycota, Dothideomycetes, Pleosporales, Sporormiaceae. Bases 31 to 339 code for a protein of 102 amino acids. The record is from RefSeq and is a predicted model, not a curated record. The transcript has a single exon.
GUCAAUUUGUUCAUCCGUUUUCUUUCUGACAUGGUGUCGUCAGCGAGUUCUUCCCACUGCUAUUUGCCAGCGACCAUCCAGCGUCUCUCACUUCUCCCUCUGCAUUCCUUUCUGUCGCAACCCUCUGGAACUCUUUCGCAUUAUCGUGAAAUGGCGCCCUGUGUGAGGUGCAGAGAUACUCAGAAACCCCGCAACUGGCCGAAGCUGCCCAUGAUUCGCGACCGUUGCGACGCAAACACAACAGCUUCAGUCCCGCAUCGUCCUACAUCGGUACAUGGUAGCCAUGCGAACUUCUGGUGCCGGCAGGCCUCGCCGCUCCUCACAGCCCAAUUUCGAUAGC